This is a messenger RNA of Hevea brasiliensis (rubber tree), 838 nucleotides long. RefSeq lists its product as uncharacterized. Bases 152 to 385 code for a protein of 77 amino acids. Gene Ontology annotation, biological process: endoplasmic reticulum to Golgi vesicle-mediated transport. Gene Ontology annotation, cellular component: Golgi membrane; endoplasmic reticulum membrane; COPII-coated ER to Golgi transport vesicle. NCBI's taxonomy places the organism in Eukaryota, Viridiplantae, Streptophyta, Magnoliopsida, Malpighiales, Euphorbiaceae. The record is from RefSeq and is a predicted model, not a curated record. The transcript is spliced from 3 exons.
UCUAUUUUGCUGGAAAGUGAAUCUGACGGUUGCUUAAAUAAAGACUUCAACUUCAACACUCAGGAUUUCAGUUCUUGUUCACCGCUUCAGUUGCUCCGGUUCCAGGAAGGAACGCUUCUGCGAUUCAAGUAGCAGGAACCCUGCAGGGAACAUGGGUUUGUGGACAUUACUGGAGGGCUGUCUUCUUCUUGCAAAUGCCCUAGCAAUAUUAAAUGAAGACCGGUUCCUUGCACCAAGAGGUUGGAGCUUCUCUGAGCUAUCCGGAGGUCGAACAAAGUCUUUCAAGGGGCAGCUUAUGGGGCUUAUUUAUGCAACCCAGUACAUGAGAGUUCCUCUUAUCAUACUGAAUGCCAUUUGCAUUGCUGUAAAGCUAGUGUCUGGAUGAUGCCACUGAGUGAGCUUUCUGCGAUUGAAAAACCCAGCAUGUGUUGAACUUUGGCAAAGUUGUCAUUGGUGUUCUCUUCUUCAAUUAAUGCUAAUUAACUUUACUGGCUUUACUUGAGAAACACAAUGAUUCAACCAAGGUCUAAAUGUAUGAUGAUUGGUGUUGGACAUGGCUGCUACCACCUUUAUGUUCAAGCGGUUAUCUGUAUUUGCGGGUUGAAAGGGUUCAGGAUAACUAAUUUGUUAUUGGUAGGUAGAUUGUGGCGCUAGAUUUUCAAAACCAUUGCCAUGUUACUUGUUCAAAGUUUUUGGGUGAGGCUAUCUACAAAUGUAUUAUACAAUCCCCUGAGGACAGCCAGCAAGUCUCCUUCCCCUACCCCAACAAUUCAAACGUGGCUGACCCUACAAUUAGAUCAGUAUUAUAAUCAGGCAGGCUAUUCCAUCUCCUUUGCAU